Molecule: messenger RNA, 1512 nt
Organism: Chanos chanos (milkfish)
Lineage: Eukaryota; Metazoa; Chordata; Actinopteri; Gonorynchiformes; Chanidae
Gene: nab1b
Product: NGFI-A binding protein 1b (EGR1 binding protein 1)
Exons: 7
Coding region: 1-1512 (503 amino acids)
Biological process (GO): negative regulation of DNA-templated transcription
Cellular component (GO): nucleus
Molecular function (GO): transcription coregulator activity; transcription factor binding
Source: RefSeq, a predicted model, not a curated record
AUGGCAGCGACUUUACCCAGAACCCUCGGGGAGUUGCAGCUCUACCGCAUCUUGCAGAGGGCCAACCUGUUAUGCUACUACGACGCGUUCAUCCAGCAGGGCGGCGACGAUGUGCAACAGCUCUGCGAGGCCGGCGAGGAGGAGUUCCUGGAGAUCAUGGCGCUGGUCGGAAUGGCCAGCAAACCACUUCACGUGCGACGGCUGCAGAAGGCCCUUCGCGAUUGGGUCACGAACCCUACCCUUUUCAACCAGCCCCUGACCUCUCUACCUGUGUGCAGCAUACCUGUGUACAAGCUCCCCGAGGGCUCGCCCACGCUGUUGCCAGGCAGCAGUAACCGUGGCGACCCGCACGUCAAAGUCCCGAAGUGCGUGGCCACCGCCUGUGUGGACCCCAGUAAAGGCGAGGCGGGUAACGGGAGCUCGUCGGCGACCGUCUCCCCCCUGCAGAGCGGGAACGAGCCGCGGUUUUGGGCCGGUCACGGCACCGAGAGCGAACACAGCCUGUCCCCGGCCGACCUGGGCUCCCCGUCGUCCCCGCGGGACGGGCUGGAGGCGCUGGACGCGGCCGCGGUGCAGUCGGUGGCGGAGUGCGUGGAGAGGAUCGCCCAGACCCUGCCCAAGAGCGACCCCGCGGAGGUCAAAGAGCAGCUGAAGGGUAAUAAGAAGCUGGCUAAGAUGAUCAGUCAUAUUUUCGACAUGAGUGAAGAGGACCCGCACAGAGAAGAGGAGAUCCGCAAGUACAGCGCCAUCUACGGACGCUUUGACUCCAAGAGGAAAGAUGGCAAACAUCUAACUCUUCACGAGCUGACAGUGAAUGAGGCAGCAGCCCAGCUCUGUAUGAAAGAAGUGGCAUUGCUAACGCGCAGGGAUGAGCUGUUUGGACUGGCUCGGCAAGUCUCCAGAGAAGUCACCUACAAAUACACCUACAGAACCAGCAAGUCUCGGUGUGGAGAUCGAGACGAGCCCUCUCCAAAGAGAAUAAAAACUGAGGAGGGUGGUUUCUUUGACCACCAGGAGGCGCUGCAGGCGAUCCACAUGCGGCAGGAGACGCUGAAGGAGCAGCUGGCUCAUGCCAGAUCAAAAGGGGAGGAGACAGCAGGGCGGAACAUUCAGGUGCAGAUGGAGCGUCUGUUGGCUAAACAGAUGGAGAUUCUCCACGAUGCUGCCGCUCAGGACAGGCUGCAGGCCCUGGAGUGGAGGGUUCCCCCGGGACCCUACAAACACAGCGCAGACAGACAGGCCACCAAUGGCGUCUCUGCAGACAAGCCCACAGAGCAGCAAGGGGACAGGCCGUUGAACCUUAGGGUCAGUACUCAGAGGUCGAGCCUGUCUGACGGAGAGACGCCUCUGGGGAAACAGCUGGCCAAUGAGCUGAAGAGACAUCACCAAGCCAGCACUGAGAGUAAGACUGCAGCAGCUACAGAAAACACAAACUCAGCCGACACAAGCCAACGAGCUCUCAAUCUCUCGGAGAAAAAGACCAUCAAAUCAGAGCCGGAAGAUUCCAGAUAG